Messenger RNA from Astrephomene gubernaculifera, 1784 nucleotides. The record is from the annotation of a GenBank genome assembly. NCBI's taxonomy places the organism in Eukaryota, Viridiplantae, Chlorophyta, Chlorophyceae, Chlamydomonadales, Astrephomenaceae.
AAGGUACCUUACAAUACAGCACAUCGAAGGGGCUUACAUAAGGCCAACCUCCGCCUUGGGAACGCCUCAUUACUUUUUCGGUCCACAAUCACUUGUAAUAGGGUUCAAAACCUUUUAUGAGUUACAUUGUGUAACAAAAUGGCAACAACUCUCAGUCGGCUCCCAUCUUACCUGCCGGUUCUGCGUUCCUUGCCGGUUGCUAGCGGCUUGAGUGAGGCGCUGGUUGACCAGGUUUCAAGCUGCAUCCGUCACGGAAAAGAAGGGGAGGCGCAAGUUCCGCCAUCAUGUAAUCCAGCGCAAGCUACGUUCUGGGUACAGCCGUUUGUUGGGCGUCGGCCAAGUGCUUCUUGGUCGCUACAUGGCGGAGUGCGCCUUGGCGCCCCAGCCCUCCCCUGGGCCCAGCACCCGCUGCAGGGCUGCCGUACCUUCGCCUCCCAGUCCGAGCAGACCCCCCAGCAGCCCCAGGCGCCCCAGCCCCAGGCAGACCAGCAGCAACAGCAGGCGGGUGCGGGGUCGGCGGGUCUGCCGCGGCCGCCCAACGACGUGACGUACCAGGGACCGCUGUCGCAGCAGCACAAGCUGCUCAAGCGCAUCAGCAUCUCCAACACCCUCAUCGCGUUCGCCGCCGCCCCCGCCAUCGUGGCCUUCGCGGACGGCAUCAGCAUGGUCAGCCGCUACGGACUGGCCACCAGCCUGGUGUUCUUCGGACUCAUCACAACGGGUGCCCUGCACUGGGUGGCGCACCCCUACGUGCACGAGCUGCGCUACUCCGCUGCCAGCGGCCAGAUAGACGUGCGCACCACCACCCUGCUGGGCAGCUCCAGGUGGCACACCUUCAAUGUGGACGAUGUGCAGCCGCUGCCCUGGAACCGCCCCGUGGCAACAUUCAUGGCUAAGAACGAGUUCUACUACAUCGAUGUGUUUUCCUUCCCCGACGAGGACCUGCUGCGGCGCCUGGCACCCGACCAGGCGGAUGUGCCGCAGGGCUACAAGGACAAGGAGGACGAGGACGACUGAGGUGCCCCCUCCUGCGGGGCUGCUGCGGCUGCUGCUGCUGCUGCGGCUGGGGCUGCAGGGCAGUGGCCGGCGUCUAUGUCACCUCACUCGCCGCAUCACCCCACCAGCGACCGCCAGUCUGGAGCCGCUGGUGCCACCGGUGUCCCCGCCACCACCGCCCGGGUGCCUCAGCGGGGGCUGCAGCGGGCAGCGGAGGGGGGAUGCGGAGGGGGGUGCAGAGGCGGGUUGACAGUGAGGGGUGGUUGGUCUUCUAGGUUGAUUGGUUGGUUGGUCGUUGUAAGCGGGUAGGGAUGCGCUUCUGACCUUACAGGCUGUGGGCGAGGUCUCGCUUGGCUCUCGCACCGUUCAUUCGGAUGUUGGAUUGUGAAAACCCUUUUCUUGGACAUCCUACAGUCAAAAGAGGAACGGAAGCAGCAGGCGACGACCUGCACCACCCGCGGGUACCGCCGGUGACGUUGGGGAGUAGUGUUUCCCUUUGUUCUCGUCUGUGAUGUGGGGUGCAUUGCUAGGGAGGCACUGCUGACAUACAGCGACGGGGGCUGGGCUGGAUGCAGGGCGAUUACUUGCGUUGAGGGCCCUUUACUGCUACCGGUAGCAGCGCGCGGUUUGCAGUACGGCAACGUAUGCCGCUCUGGUUCUCCAAGUUGCCGUACACACCUUAACGGACACGCGAUGAGGCACGUCUUGUGUCUUCGUCCUCAUCCUUCCUUCACAGAGCCAAGGCAUUAGAUACAAUCUCUUGCUCCAUGGAAACUGAAUGAUGCUCU